UGUCUGUGAAUGAUAGCCAGUCUCUCGGCUGCGGAGAGGAGUUCGAAUCACAGCAGCCUCUGUCGUCUUUUUACUUUCCAGAUUCUACAUUUGAACUGACUUUCUUUUUUUUUUUCAUUAUGCAAAAUUCUGCAAUGCUCAAAGGGACUUCGGAGGUUAAGGUUCAAAGUAUGGAAACCAAUUAAUUCAAUGUCUGUGUGUAUUUUUUCUUUAAUCAUUUGCAUGACUGGGAGGUUCUUCCACUCUGCUUUGGAUUCAACCCUAUUUUCGGGGAGCCAGCAGCCCUGAAAACAAACACAAGAACUGUGGAGUUUUAUCGCGGGAUAUUUCACGAGCAGCAGUGGCGUUCUGACGCGUCAUCAAUCUCGAUUUGAACCAUAUCGGUAAAGAUGCUGUGUUUUCAUACCUCACACCACCUGGUUUGGUUAGUUGCUUUGUGGAGCCUCAGCUGCACCGGUUUGACCACAGCACUGUCAGGUGCUCUUGGAAGUAAGCCAAAGCUAGAUUUGGACCCAAAUGUGCGAGACUGGGGAGAUUACUCAGAUCUCCCUGCUGGAAUUGAACACGGACUUGGACCAGAAGAGGACAGAGAACACGAAGACAACAGAGGAGGGGCAGAACUAUCAUCCAACUUGGCUCCUGAGCUGGAUUUCCUGGCUGACUUUGCAGGUAAGAAGCGGCUGUGGGUGAUAACCGCUCCAUCACACAAUGAUAACUACUUGCGGAUGAUGGAAAAACAGCUUGAAGACAUGGAUCAGAAAGGGCUGAACUGCCGUUUAGCAGAAAGAGACACUUUCAUCAUAACCAUCAUCCAGAACGCCAUGAUGGAGGGUCGAAUUCAGAAAACAACUUUUCAAGGAGAUGCAACGGUGGAGAACUUGGACCCUGACACAGUCACCAAACUGCUUCAUUACCUGGAGCUUUCCAGUCAAGAGCAAACCUUCACCAUGCUGGUCAUGAAGAAGAACCUCCAGGUCAGCGAGCGUUUUCCUUAUCCGGUCCGUGUUGAGGCAAUCUUGGAACUCAUUGAUCAGUUUCCAGUGAGGAAACUCGAGAAGAUGACCAGAAAAGGAUCAAAAUUAAGGUGCAAAACCACAAAAAAGAAGGUUGUAGUGAAAAGAAAAAAGUUGAUGAAGAUGCCGACCCGUCCUAUAACAAGAAACUCGACCUCGGUCAUGGCUUCACAAAGGCAACCCUUGGAUAAAAAGGCUGCACUGAUGAGUAAGAUCCAGGACAUACUGAAUGGCAAAUUUAGGUUUGUGAUUCGUAAGAGGCCUGCCGGAUCCACAAGAGGAAAGGCGACAAACAGUAAUGACUGGGAAACCUCCAAAGUGUCCAGCGGAGUCGAGUCUGUUUCAAGAAGUGCUGAGAAAGUGGAGAAAAACAGGACUUCCUCCCCUGCAGACAAAGGAAAGAAAAAUGCUGGUGGGCAAAAUGACAAAAAUAAGGAGGAACCAAAUAUAAAGGCUGACAGAGAGAAUAAAGGGAGCACCAAGAAAAAGGGCAAAGGGAACAAAGGAAAGAAACGAAAGGGGAAAAAAUCUAAUAGAGAAGUUAGUGAAGACGAUAAAACAGCCUUGAGGACAUUUUUGGACAGAAUUAAAGGGUCCAGAAGGUUGAUGGUGAUUUCGACGCCCAGUAGAGACGCCACUCUGUACAUUCAGCAGACCGAGGAGAACAAGAAGCAACACUGUGAACUCGCCAUCAGGAAGAUAACUGUGGCAACCAUUACAGGAGAAGGAAGUGACGCCGCCAUCUCUGUGCAGCACCAGCAGCUCGAAUCCGAGCGUCCUCUGAGUGAUCAUUCGGAGCCAGUUUUAGACCCACGCCUGAUCCCGCUGUUAAGAGCAGAGCUUGGCCUGUCCUCCUCUGACCUCUUCUCGAUGACCGUCACAGAUUAUGACAUCAGGGCCAAAAGAGUCUUUGAGGCUCCUCCAUCAAGCCCAGCUCUGUUCGAGUACAUUGACAACUUUCCCUCCAGGAACUCCGAGAAAGAGAAAGAAAGGAAAAGCCCUCCAGUGUGCUCCAAAGACACGCAUGCACCCGUGGUUGAGAACUCGCUGCUCAGGUUUAUGUCCAAGCGGAGGCUGCUGCUGCUCUCUGCUCCCUCCGAGGACGAUUACUCCUUCCAGCAGCAGAUUUCUGCUCUCAGUGGCCAGGAGUGUCAGCUGGGCAUCCGUCACUUUGCCUUGUUAAAGUUGACCGGAAACGGAGAGAAAGCUUCAGGAACCGUUGAGCUAUUUCCCAUAAAUGGUCGCAGUCAGAGCGAGGUGGAGCCAUUAUCUUUUAAUGUGGUCAACAACCUGAGAGAGCAGCUGAAAAUCAGUAGGGACUACUUCAGCAUGCUGGUUGUAGGGAAGGAUGGCGAUGUCAAGGCAUGGUUCCCAUCACCUAUGUGGUCUCUGGACAACAUUUAUGACCUGGUGGACUCCAUGGAGCUUCGUAUCCAGGAGGCAAACCUCCAGAUGAGUGUGGGGAUCCAGUGCCCCGACGACGCAGGAAGAGGAGGCAGCGAAGCAGGACACUAUCCUGGAUAUGAUGAAGACGGGGCUGAGGGAAGAUACUUCUAUCACCAAUCAGAGGAUUAAUGAGAUCUUACUGAACCACUGAGCACAAACAACCAUCUUCAGGACUCGUGAAAAGUGUCAUAUGUAACCAAAUAGAUUAUGAUGAAAAAGCGUUCAGUCUUAGUUGAAUAGAUGACGACUCAAGCCAAAAAGACCAACUGAUCCACAAACUGUUUAGUCCAAUUUCUUGAGAAAAAUCUCUCUGAUGCGAAGAGGCUAUAAAUUAGACCAGUCGAGACAACGACUAACUUCAGGACUCAUUAAAGCAUCCCAUGGAGCCACAGUAGAAUAUGAUGGAAACCACAGCAAAUAAAACUAUUAGCUGAAUAUAUUAGAGAAUCCAUGGGGCUGCGGGUGAAUUAUGAAGUUUGUAAAGGAUGAAGUUCCAAGAAAAGUGAUACAAACUAUGGAUCUGCACACAGCAAAGUGACAUUUUCUGAGAAACUGCCACCACAGCAGAUUGUAAUCUGCAUUACUCGAGGUUAUUAUUAUCCUUCAAACUAAAGCAAACCUCACCAGGUCUUGUUUAAGCUAUCCAUAAUAGAUUAUGAUUGAACCAACAGCAAAUAAGAAAUGUAAAAAUAAAAAAUAAAAACUU
This is a messenger RNA of Fundulus heteroclitus (mummichog), 3165 nucleotides long. RefSeq names its product coiled-coil domain containing 80 like 2 (gene ccdc80l2). Bases 390 to 2588 code for a protein of 732 amino acids. The transcript is spliced from 12 exons. The record is from RefSeq and is a predicted model, not a curated record. NCBI's taxonomy places the organism in Eukaryota, Metazoa, Chordata, Actinopteri, Cyprinodontiformes, Fundulidae.